AUGACCGACCGGAGUCUUCAGCUGGUUACUUCCUGUUCCGAGGCUGUUUGUUCUCUCUGAAAAUAACGGAUCUGCUUCUGCUAUCCGAGGAGGACUAGCUACACGGCGACACCUGUAGUAUCCAGACAUCCUGACAGCCGGGACAGGACUGGAGGAGAGAAACAAACACCAUAAAGAAGGAAUACAACCAUCAAACAUCAACAAAUCAACCUGAUCACCGUGUUCAUUGUUGUUUAACCUGCUGGAGGAGAUGAGCACCGGAGGGGCGGGUAGCUAGUUGACAGAUAAACCGACUACACCGCCCGCCCUUUCAUAUCAGAGAGAAAAAACAUUUAUCUGCUGAAUCUGCAGACACUUUUACUUCCUCUCUCCCUGUGACGUUAUCAGCAGCAAGAAGGGGUAGCUCUGUUUUCCUCCAAAACAACCUGAUUAUGUCCAAAUACACCAGCUUUCCUGAGCCGAUGGACGACCACAACCCUUUCCAAGACCCUGCAGUGACUCAACACAGCAGCAACACAGGAUAUGCCACACUGGACCUUUACAACCCAUUUGAUAAUACUACUGCACCUCCGCCUCCGUAUGAAGCCACCUCUCCCUCUGCUCCAGCUGUGCCUGCACAGACCCCACCCAGCAGGACGACACCCACCGAGCCUCGCAAUUAUGGCUCCUAUAGCUCCCAGACUGCGGCGAGCGCUACCACAGCAGAGCUCCUAAGGAAGCAGGAGGAGCUGGAGAAGAAAGCCCAGGAGCUGGAGAGGAGAGAGAGGGAGCUGGAGUCACACAGCCUGGGACCUGGAGCUUCACGUCAGAAUAACUGGCCCCCGCUGCCUUCGUUCUGCCCGGUGGGCCCCUGCUUCUACCAGGACAUCAAUGUGGAGAUCACUCAGCGCUUCCAGCGCACCGUCACCAUCAUGUAUUACUUCUGGAUGUUCUGCACUUGCACGCUGCUCUUCAACCUGAUCUCCUCCCUGGCCAUGUUCUGCGUGGACCAGUCGGGUGGUGUCGGUGUUGGCCUGGGCCUCGCCAUCCUCUGGAACCUCCUCUUCACCCCCUGCUCCUUCGUCUGUUGGUACCGACCUGUGUACAAAGCCUUCAGGAGUGACAGCUCCUUCAAUUUCUUUGUCUUCUUCUUCGUUUUCUUCGCCCAAGUGGUCGUCUCCGUCAUCAUGACCAUCGGCAUCCCUGGAUGGGGUUUCAGCGGGUGGAUCGUGAGCCUGGCUGCUCUGAAUUCCAGCGUCGCCGUCGGCGCCAUCAUGAUGAUGAACGCCGUCCUCUUCACUGCCCAGUCCGCCAUGGGGGUUUUCCUGCUGAAGAAGGUCCACAGUCUGUACAGGCAGACCGAUGCCAGCUUUGUGAAGGCCCAGGCCGAGUUCGCCACCGGAGUCAUGUCCAAUCAGGCCGUGCGCAGUGCCGCCACCAACGCCGCCGCCAGCGCCGCCCAGGGGGCCUUCACUGCGCCUCGAUAGGUAGAGAGGGACGAGAAGGGUUGGGAGGGUAAGGAACGAAGGAGGUGGAGCGCCCUUUUCAGCUUGAUAAGGGAUCUGUUUGGUAUUUAUUUCCCUGCAGGUGGUUAGAGUUUGAUUGUGGGGGUGAAGUGAGUCUGUUACUCCCCCUGAGCAGCUGAACAACAGGGCAUGUGCAUGAGGCGGAGGUGGUGUUGUCUAAUUUAUAAAGGUGUACAGGACAAGUUAGCUACAUUGCCAAACCAGGAGUCAACAAAUCAUGUGAGUGUUGAUUCAAGGAAACAGAAAGAUGAUGUGAAAUGUGAAAAAAAAUAAGAUGCUGAAGCUGUUUGAAAUUUAGUGCAGUCGUACCGAGUAUCAGCGAAUACAGGGAAAAUGCUUCUUUUGUUUUUGUAUUAAAAGACGAGCCGAGUGCCAAGUAGGAAGCUUCAAACCUGGAUAAUUUCCCAUGUUUAAAUGACUCCGAUCAUGUACAUUGUGUUUACAAGGAGCCACGUCUGAACACUGAAUUGUUGCCAUUCUAAUAUUUGACCCAUAACUGACUGGCUCGACUUUGGCGGACGCUAAUUUUUUAGUUGCUUUAAGUGUUAACUAACAAGUUGUUUUGUUAUUAUUCCAAAUGAAAAAAUGCAUAUUUAACUAUUUGCCAAAACCUUCUCAUUACUGUAAAGAUAACGUGUUGUUUCUGUUACGAUAUAUCUGUUACUGUUCUGUUGGUGCUGCUUGUGUUUCUUAUGAUUACAGGUCACUGUCUUGGUUUUAAUAAAAAUAUAUUGUCAUGCCUA
Molecule: messenger RNA, 2248 nt
Organism: Sebastes umbrosus (honeycomb rockfish)
Lineage: Eukaryota; Metazoa; Chordata; Actinopteri; Perciformes; Sebastidae
Gene: scamp3
Product: secretory carrier membrane protein 3
Exons: 9
Coding region: 432-1466 (344 amino acids)
Biological process (GO): protein transport
Cellular component (GO): recycling endosome membrane; trans-Golgi network membrane
Source: RefSeq, a predicted model, not a curated record